Molecule: messenger RNA, 2477 nt
Organism: Plodia interpunctella (Indianmeal moth)
Lineage: Eukaryota; Metazoa; Arthropoda; Insecta; Lepidoptera; Pyralidae
Gene: SmydA-4
Product: SET domain-containing protein SmydA-8-like
Exons: 12
Coding region: 214-1815 (533 amino acids)
Molecular function (GO): protein binding
Source: RefSeq, a predicted model, not a curated record
UCCGCGCCAUAGUCAGCAGCAGAGCGCGGGAAAACGGUCGCGCGUCCAUCUUUGAAUUCUCCCGCCAUUUUGCCGUAUCUAAUUUAUUUUUAUUUUUUUAAUUAGUGUACUUUUUAUGGACUUGUAAUAAUGGUAAUUUGUAAAUCAUAAAAGAAUUUGUGUUUGGUUUGUGUGAGUUUUCUGCGCUGAGACUUCGGGCGACCACCUGGCAAUAUGAACAAGAAAUCACACAAGAAAAAGCAAAAAAAGCGCGGCAAGAACGAUGGCCGGAACAAGGAGAAUAUCAUCGACGAAGCGGAGACGCCUGAUGACGGCGACAUCUCGGCAUUGAAGGCUUCUGAGAAGAAACCCUGCUAUGAAGUGAAGCGCUCGGAUAUUAUGGGCAGAUACCUGGUGGCUGCCCGCGACAUCAGCGCCGGGGAGGUUAUCAUCCAGACCCCGGCGCUCGCAGUGGGGCCCUGCACUGGCUGCGGGCUCAUCUGUCUGGGGUGCUACAGGGAGCUGGAUGAGACCAGUGUUAUUAAAUGUGGAGGCUGCAAAUGGCCGCUGUGCGGCUCUUCGUGCCCCGGCCUGGGCAAGUACACGGGCCACUCCACGUACGAGUGCGACACGCUCAAGAGCGUGCUGCCGGACUACAAGGACCUCGAGGACCUGAAAGAUUCUUACCAAGCCCUCAUGCCUUUGAGAUGUUUGCUCCUAAAGAAGGCGGAUCCAGAGAAAUGGCGCGCUGUCUCCGCGAUGGAGUCCCAUAAUGAGUUGAGGAAGGCCCGAGGCGACAUCUACCCCAUGAACGAGAGGAAUGUAGUACAGAGGAUUAAGAAGUGGGGGCUGCAGUAUGACAGCGAGGAAAUACACACAGUUUGCGGGAUUCUGGAAGUGAACGCGUUCGAAGUGGGCGGCAGCGGUGCCAACGCCAGAGCAUUGUAUGAUGGAGCAUAUCUCUUGGCUCAUUCGUGUACCCCUUCCACCACUCAUACAGACGCCGAGAGAGUGGAGGGUAGACCUCUGGCCAUCAGGGCUGCCAUAGACCACAAGGCAGGGGAUCUGAUAUCACUGUGUUACGCUUAUACGCUACAAGGCACACUAAAACGCCGGGAACACAUAAAGCACAGCAAGUUCUUCGACUGCCAAUGCAAGCGUUGCUCCGACCCCACCGAGCUGGGCACGUGCGCCAGCGCCUUCCGCUGCCCCAAGUGCGCCGGCCGCGUGCUGUCCACCGCGCCGCUGGACGCCGCCGCGCGCUGGGCCUGUGUGGACAACGGCUGCGGGUACACCAUGUCCGCGGCUGCUGUUCAACUGCUUCUCAAGAGACUGACAGAGGAGUAUGAGCAGCUGGACGCGAGCGACGUGCCCGGCCUGGAGAGCUUCCUGCACAAGUACCGCAACGUGCUGCACCCGGGGCAUUACCUGUGUCUGUCGGCGCAGCACUCGCUCAGCCAGCUCUACGGCAAGGUGGCUAAUUACAUGAUCCAUGAAAUGCCGGAGGAGGAAUUGAAAAGAAAAAUCGAGAUUUGCCGAGAUCUGAUGACUGCUUUCGACGUGAUUGAACCUGGAUACUCAAGAUUAAGAGGAGUGACGCUGUACGAGCUGCACGCGCCGCUGAUGAUCCUCACGACGAGGGACUUCGAGCGGAAGACCAUCUCCAAGGAGAACCUGCGCAGGCGGCUCAAGGAGAUCGUGAGCUGCCUGACGGAGUCUGCGCUGAUCCUGGGGUUCGAGCCCGCGCAGUCCUCCGAGGGGCUGAUGGCGGCGGCCGCCAGGGAAGCGCUCUCCAAGAUCUACACUUGGGAGCAAAUCAUAGGGAAGAUCUCAUGAAGACUACAUUGCACUAUUGGAGAUAUACACCUUUUUACACCGAACGCGGUGGAAAUAUUCGAGGGUUAAUUUUUUUUUGGUGCGAGAAAAGAGAUUGUGUUUUGCCUUUGAAUUUAUGAUUACGGCAUAUUUGUUAUGUUACGUCGCAGCAUUGUAAUAAUUCUGAAAAUUAUUUUCACGCCCAAUCAUAAAGCGUGCUAAUAUGCCGCGAUUUUCUUUUGUUUUCAAAGAUGGCGCGCCACCAAUUCUUUGAUUUCACAAAAUUGAAGAGUCUUUGAAUAAUAAUUUUGUAAUCCGAUUUUCUCUGAGUUUCUUAUUAAAUAUUUGGAUAGGUAAUUAUAUCUAAAAAACUUGGAAUAGAAUAACAUUAGUAUGUUCCUACAGAAGAAAUAAAGUUCAAGUUGGGUACAUUGUAGGUACUUAAGUAUUUAUACAAAACAUUGUAAUAUAAGCAAAUGAUAAUUACUAACUUUUCUCAACUUUCUUUAUUUUACUAAAGACUUGAAACGUACCUAUCGAAUAAAUUUUAUUUUGAUAAAAUAACUAUAUUUCGUCGUAAUAUUUAUUCAUUCCUUUCACUAAAAGACAUAAUUGAUUGUUUUCGAUUAUUUUUAUAUUUUAAACUUUUAUAAAAUACCUUAAUACUAACUAAUAUUAAAAUU